Seminavis robusta is the source of this 312-nucleotide messenger RNA. The record is from the annotation of a GenBank genome assembly. Lineage: Eukaryota; Bacillariophyta; Bacillariophyceae; Naviculales; Naviculaceae.
AUGUUUAGUUAUACCGAUACUGCACAACACGAAACAGAGUCGGAAGACUGGAACCACUUUCAGAGAAAGUAUGGCCAUGAAGGGAAAGCAACAAAGCACCUCAGCAACCUUACUGGUGGCAGUGGCCAUGGCACCAAGAAGCAAGCAUUUGUGGCUGGCAACCCCAAAGCCAAGAAUGGUGGAAUUCUCAAGACUCUGGAGAGUGCCUCAGCGCUGUUAGUGCAAGCAGUUUCUGGAAGCACUAGGCGCAGUAAACUCACCAAACCUGGUGCCAACAAAGGCCACUUCUUGAAGGGGUCAGAUCUCUGCUAG